Molecule: messenger RNA, 2349 nt
Organism: Malania oleifera
Lineage: Eukaryota; Viridiplantae; Streptophyta; Magnoliopsida; Santalales; Ximeniaceae
Product: glucan endo-1,3-beta-glucosidase
Exons: 2
Coding region: 550-1944 (464 amino acids)
Biological process (GO): carbohydrate metabolic process
Cellular component (GO): plasma membrane
Molecular function (GO): hydrolase activity, hydrolyzing O-glycosyl compounds
Source: RefSeq, a predicted model, not a curated record
UAUUACUUAUUUUUUUUAAAUAUUUUUUAUUCACAUUUUCAUUCGCUUUAUUUUACAAACAUCACCUAAAAUUUUAUUUCCAUUCUACUUGGAGCCCAUGAGAGAUAGAGCCCACAAUCUAGCCCCAUUUUCCAGUGUGGGCCCAUAUCGCUUACGAACUAUGGCCACUUGGGCCUCUCAACUGCAACUGGGCUCAGUACCUGACCACGUCCACAUGAUUUCUUUCCAAAGUGAUCCCCGUCCGACUCAAUAAGGCAAUAACCGCCCAAUUGGGUCCCACCUCAGAAGUCAGAACCCACAAACACCCCCCUCACGCCGCCCACUACCCACUUCUAACCCCGUCUCGUGAAUCUUAUUACAGAUAUACCAUCUUCCACCCUUUCAAAAAUGACCCCCGAUCAGCCACUUCUGACCCUAUCCCUUCAAUGAAACUACAGAUAUGCCACUCUUCUCCUCGCAGGUAUAAAAGCGCACUGCAGACUACAUCACUGACUUCACUGACUCUAUGCUCGAAGGCAAAACAGUAAAUACCUAAAGCUCUCUCCAGCCAUGGAUUCCUGCUCUGCAUUUCCAGCCAACUCGUCACUGUUUCUCCUCAUUUUCUUCUUCUUCGGCAUUCUGCUCGCCGCCCAACCAACCACCGCUUACUCCGUCGGCGUCAACUACGGUACCGUCGCCAACAACCUCCCCUCUCCUUCCCAAGUUGCCGCCUUUCUCAAAGGCCAAACCUUCAUCGACAGAGUCAAGAUCUUCGACGCCAACCCCGACAUCCUCCGAGCCUUCGCCGACACCGGCAUCGCCAUCACGGUCUCCGUCGCCAACGGCGAUAUCCCGGCGCUCGCCAAGCUCCCCGCUGCCCAAAACUGGGUCGCCACCAACAUUGCCCCGUUCUACCCCAAGACCGUCAUCAACCGCGUCGCCGUCGGCAACGAGAUCCUCGCCACCUCCGACAAGAACCUCAUCGCCCACCUCCUCCCGGCGAUGAAAUGCCUCCACGCCGCCCUCGAACUCGCCGGAAUCAAGGGCGUCGAGGUCUCGACCCCUCACUCUCUGGGCAUCCUAUCCAGUUCGGAGCCGCCGAGUUCGGGUCGGUUCAGACACGGGUACGACACCCUGAUCUUCGCCCCGAUUCUGGAAUUCCACCGCAAAACCAACUCCUCCUUCAUGGUGAACCCGUAUCCCUAUUUCGGGUUCACCGCCAAGACUCUGAACUACGCUCUAUUCAAGCCGAACGACGGCAUCCGGGACAACGUCACCGGCAUAACGUACACGAACAUGUUCGAUGCUCAGAUGGACGCGGUGUACUCGGCGAUGAAGAGGGUGGGGUACGGAGACGUGAGGCUGGUGGUGGCGGAGACAGGGUGGCCGUCGGCGGGCGACCCGAACCAGCUGGGCGUGAGCUUGGAGAACGCCGUCUCCUACAAUGGUAACCUCGUGAAACAUGUGAACUCCAGGACGGGAACGCCGUUGAUGCCCAACCGGACCUUCGAGACGUACAUUUUCUCUCUGUUCAACGAGAAUCUGAAGCCGUCGACGUCGGAGCAACAUUUUGGGCUGUUCUCGCCGGAUUUGACUCCGGUUUACGACGUGGGCAUUUUGCGGGAUCCGCAGGCGUCGGCUCCCACAGCUGCAGCGGGGCCCACAUCGAACCAAAACCAAAAGUGGUGCGUCCCGAAGUCGGACGCGAGCGAGGAGGAGAUGCAGGCGAGCAUAGACUACGCAUGUGCGAACGUGGACUGUGGGUCCAUACAGGACGGUGGGGCCUGCUUUGAUCCCAACACCGUCCGAUCACAUGCGGCGUAUGCCAUGAACGCAUACUAUCAGAUCUUCGGUCACAAAGAGAUCAACUGUGAUUUCGGGAACUCCGGAGUCCUCACUCCCACCGACCCCAGUAAGUGUUUUCUUCCCUCCCGAGAAAUUGCUUUCUGUAGUCUGUGCACGUAAUGUGGGAUAUGGCAAAUUUGACGGGGAUGCCUGGUUUGCAGGUUACGGAUCGUGCAAGUAUACGUCUUGAAGGAAGAAGGCGGAAGCGGCGGUGUAGCUGGCCGGUGGCUUUAGUUAUUUAAAUAAAUCUUUGCCCUUUGUUUCGAGGAAAAAGUAUAAUUUAUUUUUAGGGUUUUAAUUUUGUUUUCUUGGGGUGGGGGUUUGAUUAGGUGCGAUAGGUUGUACGGCGUUGGCGGGUGGGUUUUGGAUUUAAAUAUUGUAAUGUAACUGUGUUAAUAUUAAUAGUGGGUUCCAUUAGCCGUUGAACGAUUAACCCGGUGGGAUAAUGGAAUCUUUCUUAAGAAAAAAAAAUCACUUUUUUAGUUUGGCACUUUUGAAUGUUUUUAAAGAGGUUAUAUUUAUUUC